This is a messenger RNA of Ceratina calcarata, 1091 nucleotides long. RefSeq lists its product as uncharacterized. NCBI's taxonomy places the organism in Eukaryota, Metazoa, Arthropoda, Insecta, Hymenoptera, Apidae. Gene Ontology annotation, cellular component: membrane. The transcript is spliced from 3 exons. Bases 1 to 819 code for a protein of 272 amino acids. The record is from RefSeq and is a predicted model, not a curated record.
AUGGAUUGGUUCGGGACCGCGUACGGACGUAGCCAGCAACGUCGUUGCUUGGCACUGUGUCUCCUGCUCGUCUGCGUAUUCGCGGAACGGGCCCACGCCGAUGACAUCGGCGACAAGGACGCUUGGGAUGGAUUAUCGACCGGCUGCUCUAACGCGGAUUCGAAGAACGUAUCGGUAUCUUGCUACGGCGUGAGGAUCGUCAGGAAGAUCGUGCAACAGUUGCUAGAGAAGUCCAGCAAGGAGCCCAAUAUUGAGAUAUUUGAGGGGGUCAGUUUGGUCGAAGUACCUGGAGCCGAGCCAACCAGAAAAGGAAGGUUCAUGAAGGGAUUCGGAAACAUGGGAACACUGAUGCAGUUUCUCGAGGGCAGAGAAUUGAGAAUCAAGCUGCCCAGCUUCCUACCGCAGAACAUCGAGAGCGCUCUUGAAGCGAGCCUCCCCGUUGAAGAAGGUAGACGCGGCGGCGGCGGAGGCGGUUUGGGAGGUGGCGGCGGUGGCGGUGGAAAGAAGGGAGGCGGCGGAGGAUACCUGAUUUUGGCGCUUAUGAUGGGAAAGAUGAUGGCCGCGCUUGGAUUCGGUGCUCUCGGUCUGCUUGCGAUGAAGGCGUUGAUGGUGUCCGCGUUGGCGCUAAUGCUCUCGUUGAUCGUGGCCGUGAAGAAGCUGGCCAGCGGUCACGACAGCGGCGGCGGCGGCCAUCACGUGGUGUACGCGCAGGACGUCGGCCACCAUCAUUACCGGAAGAAGCGGUCCGUCGACGAGGAGGAUCACGAUCUCCCGUACAGAGGAUACGCUCAUCUGUUCGGCGAUUCACGGGUAUCUUGAUUUCGCGCGAUCGUUCCUCGUAGAUCCUCUUCGAGACAGAUCGCGUCAGAAGCGGCGCUGGAUCGAAGAGAGUUUACGAGGAAACACGAGGUCAGGGACGAAGACAAGGACGAGGCGGACAACUGACAGUGACGACAAUGACGAUUGACGUUUUACCAGUGACGGAUUUGGCGACAAUCAACGAGUGACACAGUGUAUUAGAGAUUACUAGUGACGAGAAACGCGAGGAAUUUUUCUUGUGAACGACGGACUGACUGACGGACGCUGGAGAA